This is a messenger RNA of Marmota flaviventris (yellow-bellied marmot), 700 nucleotides long. Its product is annotated as histone H2A type 1-B. Lineage: Eukaryota; Metazoa; Chordata; Mammalia; Rodentia; Sciuridae. Gene Ontology annotation, cellular component: nucleosome. The record is from RefSeq and is a predicted model, not a curated record. Gene Ontology annotation, molecular function: DNA binding; protein heterodimerization activity; structural constituent of chromatin.
UUGUUUGUUGGUUGUGUCCCGAGCCAGAAUGUCUGGACGCGGAAAACAGGGCGGCAAGGCGCGGGCCAAGGCCAAGACUCGCUCUUCCCGAGCCGGUCUUCAGUUUCCAGUGGGUCGUGUGCAUCGGCUGCUACGAAAAGGCAACUACUCGGAGCGGGUGGGCGCCGGUGCGCCGGUCUACCUGGCCGCUGUGCUCGAGUACCUGACGGCCGAGAUCCUGGAGCUGGCUGGCAACGCCGCCCGCGACAACAAGAAGACGCGCAUUAUCCCUCGUCACCUGCAGCUGGCCAUCCGCAACGAUGAGGAGCUCAACAAGCUGUUGGGCCGCGUGACCAUCGCUCAGGGCGGCGUCCUGCCCAACAUCCAGGCGGUGUUGCUGCCCAAGAAGACCGAGAGCCACCAUAAGGCCAAGGGAAAGUGAGAAGCCUAGAAUUUUUGCAGUACUUCUUAUUCUCCGAAAUCAAAGGCUCUUUUCAGAGCCACCCACUAAUUCUUUUAAAAGUGCUGGAAUACGUUAAGCCUAAAUGUUUAGCCUUCAUUUUUCAUUUUACUGUAUUUCCGGAGCUACAAUUAAUAGAUCCCAACACUAGAGGAAACUGCUCGUUUUUGACUCUGCAACAGUGCAUUGUGUUUAAUUAUAUUUUAUGAUUCAAACACUAAAAGUAGGAGGAAAAACUCGGUUCCUGGUACCCCAAUUCCU